Molecule: messenger RNA, 5332 nt
Organism: Camellia sinensis
Lineage: Eukaryota; Viridiplantae; Streptophyta; Magnoliopsida; Ericales; Theaceae
Source: RefSeq, a predicted model, not a curated record
AGCCUGCAGCUCUCUCUCUCUCUCUCUCUCUCUCUCUUCUCAGUAUUUGUUCAAUACUUUUGAGAUUUUCGUCUCUUCAGGUUUUUUUCCUCAUCUCUUUCAUUGCUUUUUUUCCCCACUUACAGGCUUCGCUUUCCAUCACUUGUCUCUUACGAUGGUCGUCUCCUCUCAUCAAUCUCUCCUCUUUUGAUUAUCUUCAAUUUUUUUGUCGAACUCAUCACCGCCAGACACUCUUCAUCAUCAACGAACACAAGUAGAAGGCAGAGCUUCAGAUUUGUAACUAUUUUGUAGAGGGAAGAGAAUUAUUUUGGUACAUCUCUCUUAGAUCUGUAACUAAUUUGGUUAUUUUUUUUAAGAUCGGUAACCAUUGGGGUUGAUUUUUUUCAGAUCUGUAAAUAUUUUGAUAAGAUCUCUUAGAUUUGUUACUAUUUUGACAUAUAUUAGAUCUAUAUGUUUUGAUUUUUUUAUUUUUUAUUUUGAAAUCAUCAUCCACUCCUACUGAUGUGUUCUUCACUGCACCCGACCGAUACCGACCGCCAUCUUUGGAUUCCAGAAAUAGAGAAAGAGGGAGAGAAGAGGUAGGAAACAUAAGAAAAAGAUGGAGUGUUUACUGGUUGACUAUUAACAGUGGGUCUUCAAAUUUAAGAAAAAACUCAGAAAUUUACCAGAAUUUGAAAUCAUAGAGUCACCCGGCUCACUCACUUAUAUUCCUCCCCACAAAUCAUUUGAUCUUGGCUUCAUCCAUGACUUCUAAAAGAACCUUAGAUCAUUCUUCUUGUUUUCCAGCCCCAAAAAAGAGGAAAGGCUCCUCUUGUUUUGCUUCAUCUUCUUCAACACAACCUCGCUGGACCUAUCACGUGUUCUUGAGUUUCAGCGGUGAAGAUACUCGCAAAAACUUUACUGAUCAUCUCUACGAGGCCUUGGAUCAAGCUGGAAUUCACACCUUCAGGGAUGAUAAACUUCCAAGAGGACGUGAAAUUUCUCCCGAGCUUCUCAAAUCAAUCGAAGGAUCCAGGAUCUCCAUCGUUGUUUUCUCAAGAAACUAUACUUCUUCCAGAUGGUGCCUUGAUGAGCUCGUGAAGAUCAUUGAAUGCAAGGAAACAAUUGGGCAAUUAGUUCUCCCAAUAUUCUAUGAUGUUGAUCCAUCCGACUUAUGCGACCGAAAACGGUGUUUUGGAGUAGCAUUUAGAAGACAUAAAAAGCGUUACGGGGAUGAGAUGGAGAAGGUGGAGGUUAGGAGAGUUGCCCUCUCUAAAGCUGGUAAUAUAUCAGGCUGGGUUUUGAAAAAUGUUGCUAAUGGGCAUGAAGCAGAGUUAAUCCGACAAGUUGUUGAAGAGGUUUCAUGUAAACUGGAACGUACAUCCCUAUAUGUUGCUAAGCACCCAAUUGGAAUAGAGUCUCAUGUUGAACACGUCAGUUCGUUGUUGAGCAUUGGAUCAGAUGAUGUUCGCAUGAUUGGGAUAUACGGCAUGGGUGGAAUAGGCAAAACGACCAUUGCAAAAGCUGUGUAUAACCAUAUUUUCUUCCAAUUUGAAUGGAGUUGUUUUCUUGCAGAUGUUAGAGAAUGUGCAGGACAAUCCAAUGGCCUAGCUCAAUUGCAAGAACGACUUCUUUUUGCAUUAUUAGGGACAAAGAAUCUAAAGGUUAACAGUGUUCACGAAGGAAUUAAUUUGAUUAAAGAAAGGCUCCAUUCUAAAAAGGUUCUCAUUGUUCUUGAUGAUAUGGAUCAUACAAGGCAAUUAAACACCUUAGUUGGAAAUCAUGAUUGGUUUGGUCCAGGAAGUAGAAUCAUCAUAACAACUAGAGAUGAGCAGUUGUUGAACUUACUGAAAGUUGAUGAAAGAUACAUGGCUAAGAAAUUGAAUCACGAAGAGUCUUUGCAACUUUUCAAUUCUUAUGCUUUCGGAGGAACCAAUCCAUUAGAAAAUUAUGCAGAGCUUGCAAAUGGUAUAGUACAUUAUGCAGGAGGUCUUCCGCUAGCUCUUGAAGUUUUAGGUUCUUAUUUGUUUAAAACACCAUUGGUAGAAUGGAAAAGUGCAUUUGAUCAAUUACAACGAAUUCCUCAUGAGGAUAUUCACAAAAUACUUAAGAUAAGUUUUGAUGCACUAAAUCAGGAAAUGAAGGAUAUCUUCCUUGAUAUUGCAUGCUUUUUUGUUGGAAUGGACAUGGACUAUGUCAUUAAUAUAUUGAAAUGUUGCGAUUUCUCCCCAGAAUUUGGAAUUAGGAUUUUGAUUAAUAAAUGUUUAUUGAGAGUUAAUAGAUACAAUGUGCUAACAAUGCAUGAUCUACUUCGGGAUAUGGGAAGGGAAAUCAAUCGUCAAGAAUCUCCCAAGGAGCUUGGAAAGCGCCGUAGAUUGUGGUUUCAUAAAGAUGUAUCCUUUGCACUUGAAAACAACAGGGGAACAGAAACAGUCGAAGGUGUGAUCCUGACCGGACUACCCAUGGUGAAGAAGAUACAAUGGAGUAAUAAAGCAUUUGCUAGGAUGCAUAAUUUAAGACUGCUUCAAAUCAAUCAUGUGCACCUCAGUGGUAAUUUUGAACACCUAUUGAAAGAGUUAAGGUGGCUCUGUUGGCAUAACUGCCCAUUGGAGUAUUUACCAUCCAAUUUUUAUCCAGAGAAACUCGUUAUUUUAGACAUGCAGUUCAGCAAAAUUAAAACACUCUGGAAAGAUGGCAAGCACUUCAGGAGCUUGAAAAUUCUAAAUCUCAGUAAUUCCAAAUGCCUAACGAAGGGCCCUAUCUUCUGCGUACUAUCGAUGCUCGAGGAAUUAUUACUUGAAGGUUGUACAAGUUUAAUGGAGCUCCAUGAAUCAAUUGGGCUUCUAGAUAAACUUGUUCACUUGAAUUUGAAAGAUUGCAUGAACCUCAGGUAUCUUCCAGGCAGUGUCUGCAAGUUAAAGUCUGUUGAACGUCUAAAUCUCACUGGUUGCGCAAAACUAGAGGAGUUUCCAGAGCACUUGGGAGAUAUGAAAAGCUUAACAGAUCUUCUUGCAGAUGGCACAGCCAUUAAACAACUACCUUUCUCUAUUAGACUACUGAAGAAUCUUAGGACCUUCGGAUGUAGUAGGCAAUUGACAACUAAAUCCUUGUUUUCUCGCAUUUUAUCUUGGGUUUCACGGAGAAGAUUUUUACCAUCCUCUGUUUCUGGUUUGUGUUCCUUAACAGACCUAUGUCUCAGUAAUUGCAAUAUGUCUGAAAGAGAUUUUCCAGCUGAUUUUGGAAGUUUAUCCUCGUUGCGAUGGUUGGAUUUAGGCAGAAACAAUUUUAAGCACCUACCAGAUUGCUUCAGUCAUCUAUCCAAGCUAAAACUCCUUAAGUUGAAUGACUGCAGAAGUCUUCAAUCUAUCUCAGAUCUUCCUCCUAAUUUAAAUAAAGUUGUGGCUUAUAAUUGUGCUUCACUUGAAAAAAUAUCCGGUCUAUCAAAAUUGAAGACUCUAAGAAUCUGCUUAAGUAAUGACCAAUAUGGCCGCUUUCUCUCAAAUGGUAAUAAUGAUGGUAUGGAAGAUCCUCCUUGUUUUCAAGGUGCACGAAUCAUUCCCUUUGACAGGCUCAACAAUUUACAAAAUUUCCUUCAGCAUCUUGGUGGCAUGUCCAGGAUGAGAGAGGCUUACCGGACUUGUACCCUCAAUGUCGGUUGGUUGAUGAGCGAUGAUUUCCAUACUGGUGACUUGGGGGACUGUUUCAAUGAUUAUGAAUACAGCUAUAAUUUUAUAAAUGGCCGUAGUUUUAGUUAUAAAAUAACAGCAUCUUCUUCAAUAUCCUUAGAAGUGCCAGUACUGCGAGAGGAGGUAGACGAGUACAUUGCAGAGUUCAAUGUGAUGAUUGUUUAUUAUAGAGUUGGGGAUGAAGAAAGCUGGGCCAUGGAGUUAGUUGAUUAUCCAUCCAUCACUAUUACUAAUAAAAUUAAUGGCAUCAAUUUGACUCAUACCCCAAUUUUCUUUGCCAUCCCUGCGAGUUGUGGAGUUUAUACUUGGAAAAUCUGUCUAAAAGUUGAAGACUAUUUUGGAUAUAGAAUUAAAGGUGGUGAUCAACUCGAUAUUUCUUUGACUAUGCCAUCACCUUUUAAAGUGAAGCGGGGUGUGAUGAAUCUACAGACUCGAUGCACUUACUGCUACGAAGUAGACUCAAUGCACUUACUGCUACAAAAGAAAUUUAAUCGGCAAAGCUCAGGUACAUACACCAAAUAAAGAAAAAAAAACAGAGUCGCUUGCUCUCCUCUCUCUCACUAUCGCUCACCGUCUCCUCACCUCCCAUUAGCAGAUUUAUGGUUUUGAACUGUUCUCACUGGAAAGUUUUAAUUAAUAAGUCAAAGUGGUGUAUGAGAAAGUUCAUGAACAAGUAGCGGGCAUGGUGGACCGAGAAGGCUGCUCCCGAGAUUCCUCACUUCGAGGCCUCUUUGGUUCAGAGUUCCCCAAAUCCACUUGCUGUUACUAGAAGAGUUGAGGAAGCAAAAUUUCAGUGCUGAAGUUCACCUAUUUAAUUGUCUCUCAUUGUUUAAACCCAUUGAAGAACACCAGGGGCUGCCGAAUCGAUCUUGCAUUGUCUUGUCUUUAACAAAGUCUAGAGCCUUGUGGUUCUUCUAUCUCAAGUGUUUCUGCCAGAGACCAGUGGCUUUAUGGCGACAUUUUUGGGUUAUUUUUGUUGUGUUUGUGUGGCAAGUUAAGAUAUUAGGUCACGAUGGUGCUGUUGGAUACACCAUAUUGGGUUCAUGUGGUUAUGGUUGCUGUAGACUAUUUAUCUGUCAAAAGAAUGAUAUGUCAAAGAGAAAUGUUUCGUAGCGCGAAAUACGUUGACUCGAAUGGCUCAAAUACCCAAAAUCACGUCGUUUUGGGCAUUUUUUUUUUUAUCUUCUUUCUGCCUCACGUUUGUCUCUCAGUCGUCUUCUCCAGACCCAGAUCUCAGUUUUUUGAGAAACCCAAAUCCAUUGCUAUGGUGCUUUGUGGUAUCAGAGUUUGGAACAACCUGAGAAGAGACUCCAUUGUCUAGACCCACCAAGGUCUCCAAACCCACAGCCCCAAAAUCUAUCAUGUAACUUCCACCAAUCUACAGAGAUUUACAAAGCAAGAGUUCAUAAGAGAGAGAGAGAGAGUUAUGCCAUGAGCGGGAAGAGCUUCGUUUUGAUUUUGAUUUUGAUUUUGUUUUGAUUUUGAUUAUGUGGGUUUGGUUUUGAUUUUGUUUUGAUUUGAGAUAUGUUGUUGUGAUUAAGAGAUUUGUUUAUAUGCCUGAUUUAAACAUGGAUUUUUAUGCUACUCAUCUCGUUUCUGUGAUUCAUGAGACCCAUUUGUUGAAUGUUUGUUUGUAUAUAUGAAAGAAGAUGUGGGUUUUGGGAGCA